Sorex araneus (European shrew) is the source of this 3251-nucleotide messenger RNA. It is a transcript of the gene FAM3C, whose product is annotated as FAM3 metabolism regulating signaling molecule C. The transcript is spliced from 12 exons. The record is from RefSeq and is a predicted model, not a curated record. NCBI's taxonomy places the organism in Eukaryota, Metazoa, Chordata, Mammalia, Eulipotyphla, Soricidae. The coding region runs from base 394 to 1077 and encodes 227 amino acids.
CGAGCUGGCUUCCUCCUGGCCGCUCUCGGGGCUGAGCAGGCGGAGGGCGCGGCGGGCGGCGGCGGCGGCGGCGGCGCGGGCUGCGUUCGGCCUCCGGCGGGAGCGAGCGCGGGGGGAGGCCGGCACCAUGGUUUGCAGUCCUGUUAAUGCAAGGUUUCAUGCAUAAAACAUCCCAACGCCACGCCCUCCAGCAGGGUGGCCGCUUCCCCGCCCGGCUGCCCUGUGCCCUGCAGGGCCACACCCAGUGGUGCCCAGGGCUAACUCCUGACUCUGUGCUCAGAGAUUACUCCUGGCUGGCUUGGAGUUCCCUGUGGAUUGCCUAGAAUUAAACCUGGCGUGGCAGUGUGUAAGGGACAUAUUUCAUGAAAAGUGCCAUAGUCUGGAAACCCAAACAUGAGGGUAGCAGGUGCUGCAAAGUUGGUGGUAGCUGUGGCAGUAUUUUUACUGACAUUUUAUGUUAUUUCUCAAGUAUUUGAAAUAAAAAUGGAUGCAAGUUUAGGAAAUCUAUUUGCAAGGUCAGCAUUGGACACAGCUGCACGUUCUACAAAGCCUCCCAGAUAUAAAUGUGGAAUCUCCAAAGCUUGCCCCGAGAAGCAUUUUGCCUUCAAAAUGGCAAGUGGAGCAGCCAAUGUGGUGGGACCCAAAAUCUGCCUGGAAGACCAGGUAUUAAUGAGUGGUGUUAAGAAUAACGUUGGAAGAGGGAUCAAUGUUGCCUUGGUAAAUGGAAAAACAGGCCAACUAAUAGACACUAAAUAUUUUGACAUGUGGGGAGGAGAUGUGGCCCCACUUAUUGAAUUUCUGAAGUUUAUACAAGAUGGAACAAUAGUCUUAAUGGGAACAUAUGAUGACGGAGCAACUAAACUCAAUGAUGAGGCCCGGCAACUCAUUGCUGAACUGGGGAGUACGUCUAUAACUAACCUCGGUUUCAGAGACAACUGGAUCUUCUGCGGUGGGAAAGGCAUUAAGACCAAAAGCCCUUUUGAACAGCACAUAAAGAACAAUAAGGACACCAACAAAUAUGAAGGAUGGCCUGAAGUCGUUGAGAUGGAAGGAUGCAUCCCUCAGAAGCAAGACUAAUGUGAAGAAAAUGGGAGGAUCUGCACUUUGCUCACGGAAAAAAAAAAAACUGUGUAAAUAUUUUAAGAGCAUGCAGCCAUCUCGUUGUGUGCACGAGCAUUAUCUCUUUUGAUAUAAGGAUUAUUUAUUGCUAACGUACAUAGAUAUCUUUGUAAAUAGGUGUUAAAGUAAGCAAAUCACCAAACCACGUCUAAGCACAUUUCCCCGAUAGCGCAAGGUUUAGACUACAACAGUAAACGGCCUAAUUCUAAAAGCAUACUCAAAGUAAUACUGAACAGAUUGUGAAAAUGGGUGGAUAGGUAUGCAGGUUGCUGUGAAAAAUCUUUGUGGUAUUAUUGUGGGCUGUAGGGAGGAAAUUUUGUUUUGUAUGUUGCUUUUUCAAUGAUAGUAUCUUUGAAAUUAAAGAGAAAACUUGACUAGUUGUAUGUGUAAUGUUACGUUGCUGUCUUGACUUCCUUAAUGUACCUCUUUUCUUAGUCUUUUCUUCCCCGACAAGGAAACCAAGAAAUAAAAUGAUAUGAACACAAAAGAGAAGUGAAAAGCACAAUGCAAUUAUUUAGUUAGUGUAUGCAGUAAAUAUGUAAGGUUGGAUGGCAUUCAGGAUAUACCAUGUGGGUUUUGUGUUAGCAAUAUGAAUGACUUGAUUUUGUGUAAACUAUUUUAGGUUCAAGGCUAGAAGUGAAAGUGCCAGAACUAGGGGACCAGGCCAGCCCUCUGCUACAGCCUCAUCACAUCACUCAGGAGAGCUGUGUCGGUAGACAUCGGACUGGCAUAUAAAGCUGUCGUCAGUAGAUGUUGUACUGGCAUACUUAGAUGUCAGCAGCAGUGACCAGGUCAGGCUUUAUGUCACAGGUCACCGUGAUUUUGAUUUGAAACUAAGAAAUUCUUUAUUUGUCUGGCAUCAGAACAGCAACAGCAGUUUUGGUUUGGGGUUUGAUAAUAUAAAGACAGAUUUAGAAAAAUCUAUUAAUUACUGAGAGGACUGAUGGCAUUUAAAAAGUAAAUGAAUUUCUGUUUGGCUCAGAAUAAUUUUAUACCCAAUUCUACAUAAAAGCAUAGGAAACCUAACAUUUUUUGUUAACUUCAAAUGUUCCUUGAAUGAUGUGAGGGUUUUUUUUUGGUUUGUUUUGGCACAUUAGAUACCUGUUGUGUUUGAUGCAUCAUAAACAAACUGGUUUACUAAACACUCAUUUACAAUAAAAGAAAACACUUAAACUUUGAAUCUUAAGUUUUUAGAUGACUUGCGUAAAAAUCCUAAAAGCAGUGUUUCUUAAUUUGUUGUAAACCAAACUGAAGCUAUUCGGGUAUUUCUUAAAUAUUAACAGACUUCGUGGUCCUAUUUCUUCUCUCAGACUGAAUGUGAUUCAUGGAUAAUGCCCCUUACAUGUUUAAACAAUUUUUGUAAGCUUCAUAUUUUUGGUAAUUUUGUGCUAAAUCGCAUCAUGUAUAUUUUGACAAUUUGAAUAUUUCCCUUAAUUCUGUGAUUUCCGUUCUAGGAUUUACAAAAUAAUUCAGUGUUUUUGACAUUGCAAUGUGGGAGAGAGGUAUAUUACCUGGAAAAAUAAUAUACCUAUUGAACUUCAUCUUAAUUUUGUCAAGUAUUUAUUGUGUUGCUUAAAAUGAAAAAUUUAAGUCAUUCCUGUGGCUAACACACUAAUAUACUUAGGAUAUUCCUGAAUAUGUAUAGAAUUAAAGUAUCGCAAGGAAGGAAAUCUCUUUUCAUAUAAAGACUAUAAAAUGAUAGCUUUAUAAAGGUGCAUAAAAGAUUUCUUUUUUAAAUGAACAGAAAUGACUCUGUAAUUGUUUCAUUGCAAUUUGUUUUUGUUUCAGUUCUAUCGUAUAGAUUGUGCCAACUUUGAAAGCAAUAAUUUUACUAUAUUUUGUUUUCCGAUCUUUUUAAAAUCAGCAUUAUAAAUGAAACAAUGCUCAUAAAAUGUUAAGAAUUUUCCUUAUUAAAAUCAGAAAUCUGGUACCUUAAUAGUUGUUCAAGGACUUAUGAAUGUAUACUUUUAAUUUGCAAUAUAGAUGCUUUCCCAGAACAAGUAUAUUAUGAUGUGCCUGUUAAAACGUCAACAGAAAAAUAGAUAGUGUUUGGGGAAUUUUAAAAAUCAAAAUUAAGAUCUUUAUAUUCCUGACUUAAAUUUGAUUAAAGCAAAAUUUAUCGUUAUUCUUGA